GGCACUGUUCCGGAAGUUCCAGGACCGGGUGGACUGCUGGCAGUCGGCGCGGCAGGCUGCGGCGCCGCGGGGCCCCGCCGCGGGCGACGCGGGCGGCUUCGUGGCACGGGCUGGCGGCGCCCUCUCCGGCGGGCUCUGCGCCCUGUGCGGGCUCGACGGCCCGGUCGUGCCCGCCGCGCGGUUCGGCGGCAAGGCCGCCGUGCCGCGGUGGGCGAGGAGCUGGCCGCACGCGCUGUGGGCGCUCCCGGGCGCCGCGCUCGUCGACGCCGCCGCCGUGGGCCUGUCGCUGCUGCGGCGCGCGCCGCUCCGCGGCCCUGCCGCCCUCGAGGACGCGGGCGCCGGCGGGGCGGCCGAGGCGGCCGGCUCCCACGGAGCGGCCGCCUGACGGUGCUCGCCGUGGCGGGGAGGGGCUGCGGAGCGUGGUGGGCCCGCUGUCCACCACCGCCACCGGACGUGGGAGGGGGAGGGGGCCCUCCUCCUCCUCCUCCUCCUCGUCCUCCUCCUCCUCGUUCUCCUCGUCCUCCUCGUCCUCCUCCUCCUUCCCCCGUCCAACUUAUAUGGUGGUGGUGGUGGAGAACAGGCCCAUCAGAUCGGGCGGGG
Messenger RNA from Prorocentrum cordatum, 600 nucleotides. Lineage: Eukaryota; Dinophyceae; Prorocentrales; Prorocentraceae. The record is from the annotation of a GenBank genome assembly.